UUUUUUUUGUCUUUCCUUUUUUUUACUCGUUAUCUUUAUGACUGUCCCUACUGGAACGUUACAAGCCUUAAAAAAGUUCUCUACCUGUGAAAUAGCUGAUGCAUUAUUAAAACUAGGUCAACGACCAUGGGGUGGAUAUAUACCUGACAUUGAUAUGUGGUCUCCAAACCAUUGUUCUGGUGAUACUCGUAUUAUAGGUCCUGCUUUUACUGUCAAGUUUGUUAAAAAAGAAGAUGACUCUGCACCAAAACCAUCACAACAUUUUGUGGAUGCAGCUACUGAAGGUAGUGUCAUGGUUAUCUCGGCACCUCCAGAUGUCAAGAAUGCCUGUUGGGGAGGAUUAAUGUCUGCACGUGCUAUGGCAAGACAAGUGCAAGGUGUAGUGAUUGAUGGCCGAGUACGUGAUCUUGCUGAACAUCGUAGUAUGAAAUUCCCGGUAUUUGCAAAAUCACAUUCCAUUUUGCCACAAAAUGCAUUUGUUCGACCUUCUGAAAUUCAAGUGCCAAUUACAUUGUCGGGUUCACCUGUAGUGAUUCAUCCUGGCGACAUCAUGGUUGCAGAUAUGGAUGGUGUUAUUUGUGUCCCUGUGGGUUUGGUGGAAAGUGUCAUCAGCAACUGCGAAAAAUAUACAGCUAUCGAUGAUCAAUGUAUGAAGGCUCUCCAAGAAGGCCACGGAAUCCAGGAAACUUUUGCCAAAUACAGGGGUUAGAUGGAUCCAUACCGAUUCUUUUCUAUUGGUGGUUGGUCCAACUGAUCUUGGUUAGUUCAUUUAGCUAUGUAUCCUUCCUUAUCUUUCUGUUCGAUUAUUGAAUAAAAUUAUGUUGUAUAGUGCGUAUGAAGUAUCGUAAUCUCUACGUCAAUGUUGCUUAUAAUCUUGUCACCAUCAUCAUCAUCAUCAUCAUC
This is a messenger RNA of Halteromyces radiatus, 903 nucleotides long. RefSeq names its product RraA-like protein. The transcript has 6 exons. The record is from RefSeq and is a predicted model, not a curated record. Lineage: Eukaryota; Fungi; Mucoromycota; Mucoromycetes; Mucorales; Cunninghamellaceae. Bases 38 to 709 code for a protein of 223 amino acids.